AUGGGCAAGGCGGCAGACAUGGGUGCCAUCCACUACAGGAUGCUGAAUGGCAGCAGGGGCCACGCCGUUAGGGGCCCCCGCACCCAGCAAGAUAGGCAGUUAUACAAGCUCGCCGUGCAGGAAAUCCUUAACGAUUAUAACAACUUAACUAUAAUAGAGGAUGAAGUUGAGGAUUUGUCACUUCGCACUGACGACACUGGCGUUAGGGUUGACGGAGUAAAAUUGAGAACUGGUACAAUGAAUGUGGACGCAGUGGUACUAUCUACUGGUACAUUUUUGGGAGGCCGCUGUCUUAUAGGCAAAGAAAGAUUUUUUGGUGGACGAUUAUGCCGUUUGACAGGAGAAUUUGAGAAACCUGCGAACCAGCUAUCAGACACGCUUAAAAGGUUAAAUUUACCAAUAUCACGAUUCAAAACAGGCACUCCUCCUAGACUUUAUCGCAAUAGCAUCGAUUUUUCCAAGCUACAGGCCCAAGAAUCUGAUAUUCCGUUUGCUUUUUCCUACAUCAAUACGCAGCCAAAGGUAUUAGGCGAUAAGAAUUUGAUAUUGUGUCAUCUUGUUAGGACCAACGAACAAGUUAAGGAGAUAGUACUUAAGAAUUUGGAUAAAUUGCCUGAGUAUCAUGGUGGUGGUUUGGGCAAUGGCCCCAGAUAUUGUCCGUCAAUUGCCAGUAAGUUUGUUCGGUUCCCCAAUGCUAAUGAUCACAUAAUUUGGCUUGAGCCUGAAGGUUUGGAUUCGGAUAUUAUUUAUCCAAAUGGUAUUUCUGGCGCAUUUCCCCCUGAAAUACAAGAGAAAAUAAUGCACAGUAUGCCAGGUUUAGCAAAUGUUAAAGUGAAAUCAUAUGCAUAUGAUGUGGAGUACGACUAUAUAAAUCCAAGAUGUUUGAGGCAUUCAUUGGAAUGUAUUGAUGUCAAGGGAUUGUAUCUAGCUGGUCAAAUUAUCGGCACAACAGGUUAUGAAGAGGCGGCGGCCCUGGGCCUAAUUGCCGGAACGAAUGCAGCCCUUAAUAACGGUCCACCGUUUGUUAUUGAACGCACUAUGGGUUACAUUGGAGUGCUGGUUGAUGAUUUAGUGCGUAAAGGGGUUAGCGAGCCAUAUCGCAUGUUUACCAGCAGGGCUGAAUACAGAUUGUCGUUGAGGUAUGACAACGCCGAUCUGAGGCUUACUCCAUUGGGGAUCCAAAUUGGCUUGGUAAGAGACAGAGAGAGGAUUGAUAUGAUAAAGGAGAAGUCUGCUAGAUCUCAAGCUUGUCUUGAUAGGCUCAAUAGUUUCAAAAUUGGCGGAGAUAAGGCGAUAGAUAGCAUUGUUUCUGGUCACGAAUCAUUGCAAACAGCUGAGAAUAAAAUUUUUGCCUCGAUGUGUGACGGUUUUGAACUCAAUAACACAAUAGUUGAAAGUGAUAUUGACAUACAACCAAACUACGAUAUGUUAUUUACAACACUAGAUGAAUAUAGGAAGGAAAUCGGCAAAUAUAUUAAUACCAAAGUACCGCCGUGGUGUUGUGGUGUAGUAGAAUCCACCAUACGCUACUCGCCAUAUAUACAACGUGAUUACCAUGCCAAAAAUAGACUCAAAAGGGUGGAGGAGUACCUUAUUCCCCCUGAAAUUUCUUACACCGACAAACAGUUCAACUUCCUCUCUGCAGAAGAGAUUGAGAUACUGCAACGUCAUAAACCGAGGUGUUUAAAGGAUAUGCUGGAGAUUCAGGGAAUUACUCCAGCGAGCGUUACAAUGAUAGCCUCACUGAUAUUUAAGUAG
Molecule: messenger RNA, 1758 nt
Organism: Babesia microti strain RI
Lineage: Eukaryota; Apicomplexa; Aconoidasida; Piroplasmida; Babesiidae
Product: tRNA uridine 5-carboxymethylaminomethyl modification enzyme MnmG
Exons: 5
Coding region: 1-1758 (585 amino acids)
Biological process (GO): tRNA wobble uridine modification; tRNA methylation
Molecular function (GO): flavin adenine dinucleotide binding
Source: RefSeq, a predicted model, not a curated record